Messenger RNA from Histoplasma capsulatum G186AR, 1611 nucleotides. RefSeq lists its product as uncharacterized. The transcript has 4 exons. Gene Ontology annotation, molecular function: RNA binding. Lineage: Eukaryota; Fungi; Ascomycota; Eurotiomycetes; Onygenales; Ajellomycetaceae. Gene Ontology annotation, biological process: mRNA splicing, via spliceosome. The record is from RefSeq and is a predicted model, not a curated record. Gene Ontology annotation, cellular component: ASAP complex; nucleoplasm; cytoplasm. Bases 1 to 1311 code for a protein of 436 amino acids.
AUGAAUUCAGCAUCAGCAGUGUUUCUUUCUUUUCUUUCUUUUCUUUCUUUCUUUCUUUUUCGGUUUCGGAAUCCUUGGCAGAUGUCGUUGAGUUUAUCGCGCUUCUGCCGCCUCAAGCUUCGCCAACCAUCAACUACAGCGCAGGAGCACCCGCGACAACUGAAACAGCUUCCAUAUGGCUGCUCAUCAGCGCGUCUUUUCACUCAAUUAGCUGUUAUUGUUAUUUUGCUAUUCUCCUCCGUUUCUUGGUCUCCCUCUCUCUCACCCAUUGCCGCGAUGCGUUCUCGAUCGCCCUCCCGGUCCCGAUCUCCCUCUCCAGCACACUCCCGCGGUCGUCGUAGGUCGCAUACACCUGUUCGCUCGCAUUCGCGGCGGAGGUCUCCUUCGUUGCGAUCCCGCCAUUCAGAUGCCUCGCGAUCCCGGGCCCGCUUGAGAGAUGCAAGCCCCGGUCUGUCACCAAGGCGGAAUGGGCAUCGGGAUGGAAGCAGAUCUCCCCCUCCACGCAAUAGAACCCGCAGUAGAAGCUUGAGCAGAGGUCGCGGCGAUCGUCGAUAUCGAGACAGAAGCUUCACACGAAACCCAAGCCGCGGUACCCCUCCUCGGACCAGUUCGAAGAUUGUUGUUGAGAAGUUAACCAAGAACGUGAAUGAAAAUCAUCUACGCGAAAUUUUCGGCGCCUAUGGGGAAAUACAAAGCUUGGAAUUGCCCAUGAACCCACAAUUUAUGAUCAACCGCGGCACCGCCUAUAUUCUAUACUACGAAGUAGCAGAUGCGGAAGCAGCUAUAUCGCAUAUGCACGAAGCGCAACUUGAUGGCGCUGUCCUCAACGUAUCCAUUGUCCUGCCUCGCCGCACGUUUUCUCGCUCUCCUCCGCCAGCUCGGAACAGGGGUGAUUUUGGCCGCUUUGACCGACCUGCUCACGGGAGGCCUUAUGGUCGAGGAGCCGGCUUGGAUUCUGGAAGACCUCCGCCUUCGGGAGGCCGGUAUCGCUCUCCCCCGCCCCGUCGUGCAUCCCCCCGGCGUUUUGCCGGUCCCCGCGGCAUGGAAAGACACGAUCUAUAUCGUCCUCGGUCGAUUUCGAGAUCACGCUCCCCGCGGGGUCGCUCGCCUUCCUAUUCCUCGCGAUCGCGUUCCAGAACUCCGCCGCCACGCAGAAGGCCUCAUAGGGAUAGCCCCCCUCGUCGUAGGAGACGGGCCUCCAGCUACAGUAGCUACAGCGACCGUGGCCGGAGCCGGAGCAGAAGCAGAAGCCUGAGUCGCAGCCGAAGUCCUAGUCAGAGCCGCAGCCGUCGCGGUGGCGGAAGGCGGUAGGUGGUUAUUUCCUAGGAGGUGGUUCUACUAAUGUAUUUGUUUCCUAAAACUAUUGUAACUUCUAUGCGAAACGGUGAGCGAUAGGGAAAAAAGGACCUACAGGGCCUAUGGUUUCAUAGUCAUGGCGUAUGAAAUAAUACACUCGUUUCGGAUUACAGUGCUAUGCUUUAGGGAGUGAGUUGGGAAAAAAAGAAAGAAAAAAAAAUUACUCAAUUGAAGGCCCAUCAUUAAACCCGUGUAGAAUCCAUCACCCUUAGAUGCAAAGGGUCUAGGCGAGAAUCAAUCAAAAAACUGACUCAG